This is a messenger RNA of Megalops cyprinoides (Indo-Pacific tarpon), 849 nucleotides long. Its product is annotated as cell division control protein 42 homolog. Bases 27 to 602 code for a protein of 191 amino acids. Gene Ontology annotation, biological process: modification of synaptic structure; small GTPase-mediated signal transduction. The transcript is spliced from 6 exons. Gene Ontology annotation, molecular function: GTP binding; GTPase activity. Gene Ontology annotation, cellular component: dendritic spine. NCBI's taxonomy places the organism in Eukaryota, Metazoa, Chordata, Actinopteri, Elopiformes, Megalopidae. The record is from RefSeq and is a predicted model, not a curated record.
UACCAACGCCUUGUCGGACCGAGAGGAUGCAGACAAUAAAGUGUGUUGUGGUGGGCGAUGGCGCCGUGGGGAAGACCUGUCUGCUGAUCUCCUACACAACUAACAAGUUCCCCUCUGAAUAUGUGCCCACGGUGUUCGAUAACUAUGCAGUGACUGUAAUGAUUGGCGGGGAGCCGUACACGCUGGGGCUGUUCGACACUGCAGGUCAGGAGGACUACGACAGGCUGCGACCACUCAGCUACCCCCAGACCGACGUCUUCCUGGUCUGCUUCUCCGUCGUGUCCCCGUCCUCUUUCGAGAACGUCAAAGAGAAGUGGGUACCUGAGAUCUCUCACCACUGUCCCCGCACGCCUUUCCUGCUGGUGGGAACUCAAGUUGACCUGCGGGAUGACAGCAACACCGUGGAGAAACUGGCCAAAAACAAACAGCGCCCCCUGUCUUCUGAGAGCGGCGACAAGCUGGCCCGGGACCUGCGUGCCGUCAAGUAUGUGGAGUGCUCCGCCCUAACGCAGCGAGGACUGAAGAACGUGUUUGACGAGGCCAUCCUGGCCGCCCUGGAGCCCCCCGAGACCAAGCCCAAGAAGCGCUGCACUCUGCUAUAGAGCGGGAGAGAGAAACCGGAAAACAGGAGUCAAAGGAGGGGGGGGAGGGGAGGAAAGCAGAAAUGGACACAGACCCACUCUUUGACACAGUGCCUUCAGCCAAUCCUGAGAGAAGCGGGGGGAGGGGGGGGGGAACGAGAAGUGUGCUAACACCCUCCCAGCCAAAGCUCACUCCUCUCAGAGGAGAAUACAGGAGGAAGCCAAUAAUAGUUGCUCUUCUUUUUCCCUGGUGGACAUAGUUUAAAAA